Acytostelium subglobosum LB1 is the source of this 2025-nucleotide messenger RNA. RefSeq lists its product as hypothetical. The coding region runs from base 1 to 2025 and encodes 674 amino acids. The transcript has 3 exons. Lineage: Eukaryota; Evosea; Eumycetozoa; Acytosteliales; Acytosteliaceae. The record is from RefSeq and is a predicted model, not a curated record.
AUGCUUGCUGCUACUCAGAUAAAUCCCUCAAUACUCCAGUAUGCAGGCGAUAAACUCAGGGACAACAGUGAGUUCUUCCUCGCUGCUAUUCGGAUAAAUCCCUUAACACUCCAGUAUGCGGACGAUAAACUCAGGGACAACAGUGAGUUCUUCCUUGCCGCUAUUCGGAUAAACCCCUUAACACUCCAGUAUGCGGACGAUAAACUCAGGGAUAACAGAGAAUUCUUCCUUGCCGCUAUUCGGAUAUAUCCCUUCGCACUCCAGUAUGCUAGCGAUAAACUCAGGGAUAACAGAGAGUUCUUCCUUGCUGCUAUUCGGAUCAAUCCCUUUGCACUCCAAUAUGCGGACGAUAAGCUCAAGAAUAACAGAGAGUUCUUCCUCGCUGCUGUUCAGGUAAACCCCUUUGCACUCCAACAUGCCAGCAAUGAGUUCAGAGACGAUGACAAGAUCGUGCUCACCGCUGUUCAGAAAAAUCACUUAACACUUCAGUAUGCAGGUGAUAAACUCAAGAAUAACAGAGAGUUCAUCCUCGCCGUUAUUCAGAUAAACCCCUUAGCACUCCAAUAUGCCAGUAACGAAUUCAGAGACGAUGAAAAGAUCGUGCUCGCCACUGUUCAGAUAAAUCCCUCAAUACUCCACGAUAAGUUCAAAGACGACGAAAAGAUCGUCCUUGCUGCUGUUCAGAGAAAUGGCGUGGCUCUCCAGUAUGCCAGUAAUAAGCUUAGGAGUAAUAAACAAUUCACCCUUAUUGCUGUUCAGAAACAUGGCAAGACUCUUUACUAUGCCAGAGAUGAAUUCAAAGAUGAUAAAGAGAUCGUGCUUGCUGCUAUUCAGAGAGAUUAUUCAACGCUCCAGUAUGCCAGUGACAAGCUCAAAAACAACGAAGAGAUCGUGCUUGCCGCCAUUCGGAUAAGUGGCGCAGCUCUCCAAUAUGCCAGUGAUGAUCUCAAAAAUAACAGAGAGUUUAUACUCGCCGCUGUUCAGGUAAAUCCCUUUGCACUCCAACAUGCCAGCAAUGAGUUCAGAGACGAUGACAAGAUCGUGCUCACCGCUGUUCAGAAAAAUUACUUAACACUUCAGUAUGCGGGUGAUAAACUCAAGAAUAACAGAGAGUUCAUCCUCGCCGUUAUUCAGAUAAACCCAUUAGCACUCCAAUAUGCCAGUAACGAAUUCAGAGACGAUGAAAAGAUCGUGCUCGCCACUGUUCAGAAAAAUAGCGAGACUCUCCAGUAUGCGGGCGAUAAACUCAGAGAUAACAGAGAAUUCAUCCUUGCUGCUAUUCAAAUAAAUCCAUUUACACUCGAACAUGCUAGCGAUAAGUUCAAAGACGAUGAAAAGAUCGUGCUCGCCACUGUUCAGAAAAAUAGCGAGACUCUCCACGAUAAGUUCAAAGACGAUGAAAAGAUCGUGCUUGCUGCUAUUCAGAGAGAUUAUUCAACGCUCCAGUAUGCCAGUGACAAGCUCAAAAACAACGAAGAGAUCGUGCUUGCCGCCAUUUGGAUAAGUGGCGCAGCUCUCAAAUAUGCCAGUGAUGAUCUCAAAAACAACGAAGAGAUCGUGCUUGCCGCCAUUCGGAUAAGUGGCGCAGCUCUCAAAUAUGCCAGUGAUGAUCUCAAAAAUAACAGAGAGUUUAUACUCGCCACUGUUCAAGAACAUUUCUUAACACUUCAGUAUGCUAGCAAUGAGUGCAAAGACGAUGAAGAGAUCGUGCUUGCUGCCAUUCAGAGAAGUGGCUUUUCUCUCCAAUAUGCCAGCGACAGGCUCAAAAAUAACAAAGAAUUCAUGCUUGCUGCGAUUCAGAUAGAUAGCUUGGCACUUGACUAUGCCAGCGAUGAGCUCAAAGACGAUGAAGAGAUUGUGCUUACCGCCAUUCAGAAACAUAGCGCAGCUCUCGGCUAUGCCAGCGACAAGCUCAAGAAUAACAGAGAGUUCAUCCUCGCUGCCGUUAAGAAAAAUUCGUUAGUAUUCCGGUAUAUCAGCGACGAGUUCAAGAACGAUGAAGAGAUCAAGGCUGCUACCCGAUAA